This is a messenger RNA of Cladophialophora yegresii CBS 114405, 1344 nucleotides long. RefSeq lists its product as uncharacterized. The transcript has a single exon. The coding region runs from base 1 to 1344 and encodes 447 amino acids. Lineage: Eukaryota; Fungi; Ascomycota; Eurotiomycetes; Chaetothyriales; Herpotrichiellaceae. The record is from RefSeq and is a predicted model, not a curated record.
AUGAGUUUCACAAAAUCAGAACCUGGCUUUCGCUCGCCUCAUUACAAUCCCUCCCCAGAACGUGGACAACCGCAGCCCCAUCCACAACAGCAGUCCUACACCAGCUCCUACGUCAACCAAGACUGGUGUGACGCGGGAGCUCCGAGUUAUGGACCUCGACCACCUGCGUACGAAGAAGCGACGUACCCAGAUGCCGACGUCGACCGCAAGGACACACCGUCCCAACCUCCAUAUGGCCACGCGAGCCACAGCGAGCCACUUCCGCGGGCACAACACCCUGUCCUUCCCCUUGUUGCGCAUGGUCCCCGGUCUGCGGUUCACGCGAGGCUAGACAAACCGAUCGCCAUCCCCGCAACCGUCGCACAAUACGGCGCGCCCUUCCUGCGGUGCUACCCGCCCUGUCUGGCCUCGUCCGGCAUUUCGGCCGAAACGUUCCUCUCCUUCCUCGACACGCUCAACCGCGUAGCCGUCAAGUCACCGCCCCUGCAGGUGCUGGGGCUGGCAGGGAACAUCGUCGGCUUCGUGCCCAGCGCGGCGGCCCAGAUCGCGGGCGGCGUGAUCAACCUCACGGCCGGGGUGGCCGCGGGGGUGAUCCAGCAUGGACGCACGGAGUUGGAGCUGCGGCGGGCAAACGUCGACCUUUUCGGACCCAGGGGUCUGCGAGUCGAGAUCGCAAAGACGGAAGCGUUGAUGAAAUUGCUGGGCGUGCCGGGCGUGUUGGGCCCGGAUGGCAAGUUGGACAAGAAGGCGAAGUUGUUGGCGCGCUUGGAAUUGGGCGGGAGCGACCACGAUGAGCCCCUCGACAUCAGUGCGCAGCAGAGAAGGCUAGAUGCGUUGAAGCCCUGGAUUGCGGAGUUGGAUGUGGCGCCCUUGCUGGGGAUAGAGGCGCCUAAUAACCCGCUGAGUCGGUUGAGCGUGAAAGUCAGCGAGCGCAACCGGGCGAAGGGGGAGAAGAAGCUGCUCGAGAAGCGCGGCAAGGCGCAUCAGGGGUAUCGCAGGGAGGCUCGGAAAGCGGAGCAGGAGUUCGAGCGGGAGGUAGGGAAGAUUGAGAAGGAAACGGGGAAGGAAUUGCGGGAGAUUGAUGCCAAGUUGGAGAGUGCUGGUAGGAAGCAGAAGACUAGAGACGUGGCCAAGCUAGAGCGGGAGAAGGACAAGGUCUUGGCCGAGUACGAGAGGGAUAGGACAAAGGUCGAGAAAAGGUACCAGAAGGAGAUGAAGGAGAUUGCAGAUGAUAGGCUGAGUGAUGACGAGGAGGAAAGGAGUCUCCGGAAGCUGUACUGGCUGGUCGUACAGGAGCAGGACGCUCCUGAGCGUCUGAAGUUUCCGGAUACGUAUGUAGAUUGA